AUGCAAGUAAAAGAAGACAACAGCAAUGAUCUGGCCAACGUCAUCAAUCGCUACAGGCCAGAUCUAAAGCCCUUCGAAGAUGUCUAUCGCCACCUACACACCAACCCUGAACUAUCAGGCCAAGAAGAACAAACAGCAAAGAUAGCAUCUGACCACCUCAAGACCAUCGGCUUCGAAGUCCACACAAAAAUCGGUGGCCAUGGCGUGGCAGGCAUCCUCCGCAACGGCACCGGCCCAACAAUCCUCUUACGGGCGGAUAUGGACGCAUUACCCGUAGAAGAACAAACCGGUCUACCGUACGCAAGCACCCGACACGUCAAAGAUGAAACUGGCGGCGAUAAACCUGUGAUGCACGCCUGCGGACACGACUCCCACGUCGCAACGCUAAUGGCCACCGCAACACUCCUGCAAUGCGCGCGCGACCACUGGUCCGGAACAUUGAUCUGUAUCUUCCAGCCUGCCGAGGAACACCUCGAUGGCGCGCAGGCGAUGCUGGAUGAUGGGCUGUACGACAAGAUUCCCAAGCCGGACCUUGUGCUCGCGCAGCAUGUCAUGCGCAUGCGCGCGGGGACGGUCAAUCUCCGCGCUGGGCCAUUACUGACUGCCGCCGAUGCCUUCAACGUGCGCGUCUUUGGGCGUGGAGGUCAUGGGUCUGCGCCGCAUACGACUAUCGAUCCGAUCGUGGUCGGUGCGGCGAUCGUUAUGCGACUUCAGACUAUUGUCUCGCGAGAGAUCACGCCUGGAAAGUUGGCUGUUGUUACCUGUGGUAGUAUUCAUGCUGGACAAUCGCCAAAUAUCAUUCCGGCGUAUUUGGAUUUGCAGCUGAAUGUGCGGACCUACGAUGCGGAGGUGCGGAAGCGUGUGUGUGCUUCCAUUCAUCGCAUUAUUGAGGGUGAAUGUCUGGCUGCUGGGGUUGAACAGAAACCUGAAAUUAAGCUUACUUAUUCGACGCCGUCGACUAUUAAUGAUGGAAAGACUAUUGAUGCUCUUCGUGAAACUUUCAGUCCAUACUUUGGUGAUCGGCUGGUUGAUAUGGAGCCUCCGACUGCUAGUGAGGACUUUUCUUUGCUGGCAACUGCUGUGGGCGCGCCUUAUGUUAUGUGGAUGUUCGGUGGAACUGAUCCUGAGACUUGGGAUGACGCUGUUGCUAAGGGGACUGUUGAUGAACUGCCUAGUAACCACUCGCCGUUCUAUGCACCGGUUAUCCAGCCGACGUUGUGUACGGGUGUGGAUGCUAUGGCACUCGGGGCAUUGACUUUCUUGAACAAAAAAUGA
Messenger RNA from Penicillium hordei, 1275 nucleotides. Its product is annotated as putative zinc metallopeptidase. Lineage: Eukaryota; Fungi; Ascomycota; Eurotiomycetes; Eurotiales; Aspergillaceae. The transcript is spliced from 2 exons. The coding region runs from base 1 to 1275 and encodes 424 amino acids. The record is from RefSeq and is a predicted model, not a curated record. Gene Ontology annotation, molecular function: hydrolase activity.